GGUGAAACUUUAUGGACAUGGCUUCGCAUACCUGAUUUUUUUUUUUUUUCCUUUUGGAAAAUCUGGGCAAAGAUAAAGCUCCACAGGUCGAUUGAGUGCUCAAGAUGUGGACAGAAUGGCUGGGGAAAGGGAGAAAUUUGGCUGUUUAUUGUGGCAGAAUGGGGUAGGACAAACAUUUCCAACUGGUUCUGCAAUUGUGUGUAUGUUAUUUUCAUCCUUAUUUCUGUGAAUGCAUGCACAGAGAAAAGCCUAAUUUUGCUAUUGUGUCUACCUUCCAUAGAAAUGGAAAUUUUUUAUCGGGAUAAGUGAGAGACCAGGGAGUCUCCUCAAAGUAGUGUGUAUGGUCUAGCACAAGGCUCUAUAUAUGUUGGCAAGUUUUCUAUCUUGGCAAAAGGGCAAAUUAUAAAUUUAAAUAGAAAAAAUAUUGAAAUUCCAGAAAAACAGGAUCUUGGAAGACUUUCUUUCAGGAUAUGGUAAAAUGCUACUCCUGCUUCUGCUAAAUCUACUGGUGGGGCAGAAAACUUUUUGAGAGAGCUCUUGUGAGACAGACCACUACAGCAAGAGCAAGCAGGGAAACAUGACAGCAAAAACACUGUUUUCAUGUAACAUUGCAACAGCAUUUCUGUCUUUAAUUAUUGCAAUGAAUGUGUGCCAGUUGAACAAUGCCGUUCUGGUCAUUACACCUCAGAAAGAAGAGGAAUGUGAAGCCUAUGAUGUGAUGUUGAAGCAGAGCCUUGUGCCUGUAGGGCAGCCUCUUGCUAUUAAAUGUUCACUGGAUAAGAGCUUGAAAAGUGGAGACUACAACUUAACAUGGUAUAAAGUUGGUAACAAGAGAGCUGUGCCUAGAGACAAACUGUCUAGAGUUCAUCAGCAGAAGAAUCUAAUUUGGUUUCUUCCUGCCAUGUUAGAAGAUUCUGGAGAUUAUGAAUGUGUCAUAAGGACUUUGACAAGCUGCAAAAAAAUGUGUACAAAAGUAACAGUUUUUGAGAGGAUUGAUGGUUUCUGCUUAAAUGAAAAAUUUGCUGUAGAGGAGGUGAUAUUCACAUCAUCUUCAGCAAAGGUCGUUUGUCCCCACUUGGAUUAUUUCAGGAAAGAGAAGAAUAUUCAUCCUGUUCAUUGGUAUAAGGACUGCCAGCUGCUGGAAGGAGAAAGGUUUGUCCUUUCAAACAGUGACCUUAUAAUUUUCAAUGUAACUGUACAUGACAGAGGAAACUAUACCUGUGAAACAGCAUAUACCUACAAUGGCAAACAAUAUAACAUUUCACGAGACGUCAGUCUGGUUGUAGAAGUGACCCCACCAAAAAAGCCUCCAGAAAUAACUUACCCAAGAAACAACUCCAUUGAAGUGGAACUUGGCUCACAGGUUACUGUGGAUUGCAACACCACAGGUGCUGAUGGGUAUGAGGUGUACUGGACAGGCAAUGGUGUGUAUAUUGAUGUGUUUCACAUGAGCAGAAUUUUUGCAAGUCUCUAUGAGGGAGGAACUUCUCACGACGGGCGCCCUAUGCAUUCUGUGAAGCUAAUAAUUUCAGAAGUAAGCAGUGAAGACUAUGAACAGCCUUUUGUUUGUCAAGCUUCAAAUGCCUUUGGGCAAGUUGCAUCCUAUAUUAUUUUAAAACACAGAGUUCCUGACAUACAAAGAUGGCUGACUGGAGGGCUUGUCUCUUUGUUAAUUUUAACAUUUAUUACUUUAAUAAUCUACAAGAUUUUCAAGAUUGAUUUGGUACUUUGGUACCGUACUUCUGUCUGUGCCCUUACAAGUAAGGAAGAUGGGAAAAUCUACGAUGCAUAUGUCCUGUACGCAAAAAGCAGUGAAGACAGAAGUAUAUGUUGUGUGGAAACCUUUGUUCGUAGGAUACUCCCAGAUGUUUUAGAAAAACAAUGUGGAUAUAACCUUUUCAUAUUGGGAAGGGAUGAUUUACCAGGAGAAGCUGUGGUCAGUGUGGCUGAUGAAACCCUUAAGCAAAGCAGAAGACUGAUGAUUAUUUUGGGAUCAGAAACAUCUAGGUGCUGCCUGUUGGAAGACACCUCUGAGCAACAACUAGCUAUGUAUAAUGCUCUCAUCCGUGAUGGGAUCCAAGUGAUUCUUAUAGAAAUGGGUGAAAUACAGGACUACACCAGCAUGCCAGAAUCAAUCAGAUACAUUAAGCAAAAACAUGGAGCUAUUCAAUGGAAAGGGGACUUCUCAGAGAAAUCUUGUUCAGCAAACACAAGAUUCUGGAAAAAUGUGCGCUAUCAAAUGCCAUCCAGGCAAAAGGGAACUCAUUCUGAAGUGCAUUUGUUGCCCCUCAUGUCAAACAGUUCUGCAGCAAAGGAAAGUUAAGAAGCACUUUUUAAAAUAAUAUUAGAAAGAUAAUUCUGAAUUGGGAUGUUUCUUGCAUAUUCUUUAUACUACAAAGUAGAUGUUUUCUUUGAGGAGUAGAAACUGCUCAUCUCUUUCAUAAAUUACACCCUAAAAGAAAAACUCUGUGCAACUUUAUUUCUGUUACUUCUGGGUUUUGGACAGUGCCACAAUUUGUUGUCUUAGUCUCCAUCAAAUAUUACAAGUAAACAGGGUGAUAAUGAUAGGCUAUUAAGUAGCCGUGGUCCACAUAAAUGUUGUAUGAAGAAACAGCUGUGAAGUCCAUUUUAAAAAAAUCAGAACUGCAGUUGAUAAAAUUAAAAGUCCAUUUCUAUCAUCAGCAUUCUCCUAGUCAUUCUGUUCCAAUUCUUGUUGCCUCUCCACGAUUGCCUGAUUUCCUUAUUGCUUCAAGAAUCUGCUCUGUGCAAGCUUUGUCUCCUGAGCAACAGACCUUACCCUUGCUUCUUGAAAGGGUUGGGGAAAUAUAUGACAUAACAGAUAUAUUCAAAACUCAUCACAACACUAAAUGUUGAAGAACAACACUCUGCUGAAGAGUUGGUGCUAAAUGUGUUCAGCAAAUGGAAGUGAAUGAAAUCUGUGGAUUUUUAGAGUGUUGAACAAUUCUGUGAUAUCUGGUGUAUGUUUACUUUUGAAACUUAGUCUCUUGUAAUGCCUGGGAAACUGAAAAUAGUUCAUACUUCUUGAGAACGUGAAGCUUUCUAGACUGUGCUGCUACUCUGGAAACCAGAUGUUCUCAUGCUGCGUCUCAGCUGUGCUAACUGCAUGCACAGAAAUUCACUGAGAGCCCAUCAAAGAGCUGUGCUUGGGCUGGGUAUCCUGGAGAGUGGAAAGUGGCCGGUUCUGAAACAUGACCCAAUUCUAACAGCAAGAAAUGGUAACUCAUCUACUUGUGAAAGAAAAAGUUAGAGACAUGUGGGUACAUCAAACUGCUUGAGAGUAGCUUGGUACUUCUGGAUCCCAGUCCACUUUUGGUGUGCAUCACUGUGAGAAAAUGACAUGCUGCUUCCUUUUCAAGGUGGUCUGAAGCAGCAGGAGUUUUCAGGCUCUAGUUUUGAAGAUCAUCUAAAUGCAAAUAUGAAUUUUGCUUGCUUUUUAAACAUUAUUUUCUGAAGUUAUGUAGGUUCUAACAUAGUGUUUAUUGCCAGGAUAACAUCUGUCAUGGAAUUACUUCCAGUUGGUUCUCAGAGGUAUGUGUAUCUAGAAUAUAUUCAUUGGGCUGUAUUGAUGGGAGAGAAAGCAAAAUCUAAGAGUGGAAAUAUAUAAUCAAAGGGAAAGAUUUCCAAUAGCAUUUCAUGGUACAUUUUUUCUUUAUAAAGUGUAGUAAAUACUCCUUAGGAGCAGUGUCUCAUUCUCCUGGCUGUGGGGUUCACAACUGUGUAAUUUUCCACAGCCUUCACUGACUUGUUCUGAGGUGUCACCAGGAAAACUAGCAACAGGGUAGAUCCAUCAGAUCAGGCACUGUUGUCCUGGUAGAUGUUGAAUCCAUGUUCUUUGGAAAUGCAUAAUAGUUAGGCUGGAACCUUUAAAAAGUAAAUUUAGGGUCUUAGAGAAUUCAGAUAACCAUUAUAGUUUCCUUCCUUCCUUUUUAGAAUUUGUGUUUAAAAACAGAACCUGCUUAUUAUCCAUGUAGAAGGAGAAAAAUAAUAAGGAAAUGGUGUUGAAACUGUGGUAGAUUUUUUUCAGCUUCCUUAUUUCAUGUGCUUUGAAAAAAAAAAUCAAACAAACUAAUGACUAGGACUUGCAGUACUACAUAAAAGUAAAUUAGUUUGGUAUUUUUUUUUCUUCAAUGUGCUGCUUUUUUUCUAGUUCUUUUCAGAGGUUUGUCACAUUAUUCAAGAUGAUAAUUUUCCCAUUUCUCUACUAAAUGAGACUCCUAAUAACUCCUAAGUGAAGAAGGAUGAUUGUGAAUCAGCAUUGAUUUACCUGAUACUUUCUUUCAAACAACAUUUAGUAUGAUUAUUUUGUGUCCUUGUAUAAAAGUGAGAGUGGGAGAUAGGUUUUGGUUAUCAUGGUUGAUUGUUAGCAAGCUACUUCAAUGUAGCACAACAUGAGAGGGCUUAUCCUUUUAUCAGGGGGUUUAAUUUUGAAGCUGAAUUUUCUCUCUAUUUUCUCUCCUUGGAAAAUGUUUUUUGCAAGUCACAUUGGAAAAUGCAUUUUUUUUUUGUGGUAUAAUAAAAGAAGUCCCAUAGAGACAGAUGUGCUGGAUGCUCUUUAUUACAAAAAAAAAAAAAAAAAAAAAAAAAAAAAAAAAAAAAAAAAAAUUAAAA
Molecule: messenger RNA, 4629 nt
Organism: Serinus canaria (Common canary)
Lineage: Eukaryota; Metazoa; Chordata; Aves; Passeriformes; Fringillidae
Product: interleukin-1 receptor type 1-like
Exons: 12
Coding region: 578-2323 (581 amino acids)
Biological process (GO): regulation of inflammatory response; signal transduction
Molecular function (GO): interleukin-1, type I, activating receptor activity
Source: RefSeq, a predicted model, not a curated record